AUCAGGAAUUUCCAUGGCAACUAACGAUCGCUUGACCUAUGGAGGUCACCGCUUGCACAAUACUCCAAAGUGAAAGUUUUGUACAGCAUAAACAUAUGGCAGACCACUUCCUCCUGGGUUUUUACACAUUCGUCACAUGAUGUACAGCUUUCCAUCGUAUAUCAUGAAUAGAAACUGGCAUAGUUUCGUUAACGAACACUGUUUUAUUACAGUUAAACUUUACGUAAUGGACAUCGCAGAUUGAGAUCAUGAAUAUGUAUCUGAUAUUUGUCAGCGUGAAUUUUCUGAUAAUUUCCACUUGUUCAGUUACCGAUGGACAGGUGCCAGACGGAGUGGUCUAUACCGAUUUGCAAAGGACGGUGCAAAAAGGGGAUGAGGUUGUUCUACGAUGCCAGUUCUAUGGAGCGCCAAUCGCGGUUUACUGGAAGAAGGGAGACGACCCAACGACCUCUCCCAACCUGAUCAUAUGGGUGGAAGGGAGAUCCCCAUCCGGGUCAUGCGUCAAUGACAAGUCAUGUGACAUCGGUGCUGAUUAUUCUCUUACGAUCAAGAGUGUUGAGGUUCGAGACCGUGGAAGGUAUAUAUGCCGGGUUUCAAACUACUUAGGGAUCCUUAUCCACAACUUCACCGACAUUGUAGUAAUUGCACGUCCAGAGAAUCCCUAUCCUGUGAUCGAUAACUGUAUCGAGAGGGCGCCUUCCAACCCUGACAAACCUUGUUACAUUACAACCAAAUAUCCCACUGAAAUCAAAUGCUCUGUAAACGGUUACUUCCCUGCCGUGGACCUGUUCUUCCUUCGCGACCUUCAACACGUCGCUCUUGCCCGAAGCGAAGAAGUGGUCAACGAUGACGGGACGAAGAACAAAUCGAUCGUCAUCGAUGCCGUCAUCGGUGAAUGGACGUAUGUAUGUGUCGUAUCAAGCAUCCCAGGCACUUCUGGACAAAGGACAACGCAAAUUGUUGUUCGUUUGGAAGAUUACUCGACGAUGCUACCACUUACCACUGUUUCUUCGAAGGAAAGGGGAAAGCACCACAUUAUCACAAUUGUUGCACCAGUAUCAUCACUUUUAUCCCUGGUUGUGCUUUUGAUUGUAAUAUUCAAGUGCUUACAUUGGCGCAAAACUUUGAUAAUAAGAUAUGACGUUGAAAAGGGAGACGAAGAUCCACUCCCGAUAAUCCAAGGAAAGAUAUCCUUCUAUGAGCUGUGGAUACUGAUUUUCAGUGAUGAUGCGGACGAUCAGCAUGACAAGAUGAGUAAGCUACGUCAGACGCUCCGAAAUUUAGACGUAUCUGAUGUUGCCGACGACCUGGAUGGACCGCAGACGUAUGAUGUCUUUUGCAAGUGGAAGGAUGGUCACAGGCGGGAUACACAAGCUAUGGAUCUAAGGGGAGCCCUGUCAUCUGUGGGAUUGGAUAGCGAGUGGCGAGGUUUAUACGCUGCAAGACGGCAAAUGGAUGUGGGUCUUUCUGAAGAUGAAUUUAACCAUAUACUAUGGCAAAUUGGAGACCCAGAUAGGGUGAACAAUUUGCUAGGUGAACUCAUUCCUGGCAAACGAAUAAGUACUGCAGGAAAGAUGAAGGACAUUAUCGCAAGAGCAGUUGCAGUGCUGAUUGAAUGGGAGGGAUCUAUUCAAAGGAAUUCAAAGGUCUUGAUGAGCCUGGCUCUGGAGAAAGUAGAAUGCAACCCUGUUGACAGAAAGUUUUUUAUUGUGCCUGAUGCUUUGCUAGAAGAAAUCGGAAAAAUGGAAAUUCGUGGAUUUGUUCAGCGACUGACUGACAGGCAUUUAAAAACGCUGGCAAAUUCGUACUUUGGAACGAUUGUCAAGGAGGAUCUUGAUGAAUAUCUCCAUGCAAGUGAGAUGACCCCCCUUUUCGACACCCAGGGGCUGAUUCUUGAUUGGAUCAGCAAUGAGGAAUGUAGCAACUUCGAUAAGAGGCGCAGACUGAAUGUUGCAAUAUCCGCUGCUGGCCGUCAGGAUGUUGAAGGUCUCUUUGGAGCUACCAUCCUCUACACUCAAGACGUGACAGGCAUUAAGAAUGUUCAACAGAUUCCAAAUGCACUUAUACAUGAUUUUGGUGGCAUAUCAGAGGAGGAGAUUCGUCGAAUAGCGUCCUAUCUCUCACCUACCGAGAUGGGUAAGCUAAACAUUGGGGAAGGUCCGGAUCUGGUAAAACGAGUGAAGGAUUGGGUUAAGAGUUUGCUGAAGAAAGAGAAUACGUCAGGAGGCUGCAGGAAAAUGGUCCAUGAUGCUCUGAAAAAGGUCGAAUGUCAAGGGUUGGUGCCAUUUCCACUUAAAGACAAGACAUGUUUGGUUGAACUUCUUGAGCUUGCAUUUCGACUUCUCAUGACCGACAUUCGCCCAUUCACCCAAGCUCUUGGUGUAUCUGGACAGAGAUUCUUGAAAUACAGGAACAGCUUCACCUCGAAACAACUCUCCAAUGGCACCCUUGGUCUUUUGGAGAAGAUAAGCCACAAGGUGAAAAACAAGAGAAGUGACAUGUGCAGUGUACUUGCCAAAGCCGGUUAUAACAAUCUCGCCGUGCUGACGAAAUACGGACAUUCGAUUUCUUUAUCCGACAUGUUCGCCUUGGGGUAUGGGCCAGUACCAACAUCCCAAGAGCGAGAUGAAUUAAGGCAAAAGCUUGGAGUGGCCUUCGACCAUGAUGAUAUCGUUGCUCUGCUCAAGGAUUGGAGAUCUAUGUUCCAUCUCGAGUCUUUCAAUCACCGGAUUGCACUGGCUGAUGCGGUUCUUCCUGUUCUUGGAAGAGAUAAGGCUCUUGCUGUUUUGUCAGGAGCGUAUCGAAAGAAUGGAAGCCAAAGUGAAAACGUCGUCACGAGCUUACAACACGGGAUUGUUUUCCGGGAGACUUGUCGUCUUGCUGAAAUUCUCAAGGUCUCUAUCUCCCGCGAAGACGAUGACCCACUGACAAUCAUCCUCACCGCCCUAGAGGACCAACUAAAGAAUGGACAGCUUACUGAUGAUGUGUGUGAGAAGAUCAGUGAAGUGGGAUUUCAAGGAUUAUCAAACAAGAUUCAGAGAGGAACUUGUCAGGAAAGUGACAAUGAAAGUACCCGGAUUCAAUGGAGGGAUAGCAUCCAAAACGAUAUAUCGGCACGUAUAGCGAAUGUUCUCGGUGGAAGAAGGACCUCCCCGAUAUCAACCGUCUUUGACUCAUGGGAAGAAAGGAUGAGGAAAAACUCGCUUACGGAAGAUAAACGUGGAGAGCUAAGUGAUCGACUCCUGCGAGCUGGAUAUGAAGAAUUCGCCCACGAGAUCAUGACCGGUUUGAUCUUGCAGGGACUGGUGGGUAUAGAUCAAACAAGAAGUGGGAAAUUAUGA
This is a messenger RNA of Lytechinus variegatus (green sea urchin), 3341 nucleotides long. RefSeq lists its product as uncharacterized. NCBI's taxonomy places the organism in Eukaryota, Metazoa, Echinodermata, Echinoidea, Temnopleuroida, Toxopneustidae. Gene Ontology annotation, cellular component: plasma membrane. The transcript is spliced from 15 exons. The record is from RefSeq and is a predicted model, not a curated record. The coding region runs from base 249 to 3341 and encodes 1030 amino acids.